UCUCUCGCUCUCUCCGAGGUAGCUAAGCUAGCGGACAGUGCUAGCAGCACUAGCGUCGAAUUAUACACUGGCUGGAUCCGCCAUAUUUUCCACUAGAAGACCAGAAGAGGGCCAUUCAGUAUUCAGGAGUUGGUAAGGGGAUGACCGUUUGGAGUGGUGCGCCUCCGGAAUAAAAUGCUGGAUGUCCUCUUAUAGCAGCUACAACCAGCCAUCAUCUGCUUUCAUCAGCUCCACCUCUCAUCUACUGCUUGGAGGGAAGCUCCAAGGUGCUCCUGGGAUUAUCCCGUGUAGAAUAUGUCGGGUCCUGUCUCAAGCCGCUCUCGAGUUUACCCCGAUGUAAACACACAGAGACCCAGAGAAUACUGGGACUACGAGUCCCAUGUGGUAGAGUGGGGAAAUCAGGAUGACUACCAGCUCGUGCGGAAGCUGGGUCGGGGAAAGUACAGUGAAGUGUUCGAGGCCAUAAACAUCACUAACAAUGAGAAAGUGGUGGUCAAAAUACUCAAGCCUGUGAAAAAGAAGAAAAUCAAGCGAGAAAUUAAAAUUCUUGAGAACCUGAGAGGAGGCCCAAAUAUCAUCUCACUUUUAGACAUCGUCAAGGAUCCUGUGUCCCGUACACCUGCCCUUGUUUUUGAGCAUGUAAACAACACAGACUUCAAGCAACUGUAUCAGACGUUAUCGGAUUAUGACAUUCGGUUCUACAUGUACGAAAUCCUAAAGGCUCUCGACUACUGUCAUAGCAUGGGCAUUAUGCACAGGGAUGUGAAACCACACAACGUCAUGAUUGACCACGAGCACAGAAAGCUUCGUCUGAUAGACUGGGGCUUGGCCGAGUUUUACCACCCGAAUCAAGAGUACAACGUGCGAGUCGCCUCCCGGUACUUCAAAGGCCCGGAGCUGCUCGUAGACUACCAGAUGUAUGACUACAGUUUGGACAUGUGGAGUCUGGGCUGCAUGUUGGCCAGUAUGAUCUUCAGGAAGGAGCCGUUCUUCCACGGACAUGACAACUACGAUCAGCUUGUACGGAUCGCGAAAGUCCUGGGUACCGAGGACCUGUAUGAUUACAUCGACAAGUACAACAUCGAACUGGACCCACGUUUUAACGACAUUUUGGGAAGGCACUCGCGUAAGAGAUGGGAACGCUUCGUGCACAGCGAGAACCAGCAUCUGGUCAGCACAGAGGCUCUGGACUUCCUGGACAAGCUCCUGCGCUACGACCACCAAGCUCGGCUGACCGCACGAGAGGCCAUGGAUCACCCCUACUUCUACCCCAUUGUGAAGGACCAGGGCAGAGGACCCCCUGCUACCGGAAUGGCUGCUAGUUCGACUCCCGUCAGCUCUUCUAGCAUGAUGGCAGGCAUCACCUCGAUGGCAGCCAGCACACAGCCGAUAGGCAGCAUCGCCGCCGGCUCUCCCGUCAUCUCUGCUCCCAACGCGCUGGCCACACAAGUACCCGCUGCUGCCGGAGCCCAACCAUAAGCCUCAUCCCUCCCUCCCCCGUCCCUUUCCUCCUCUCCCUUUCCCCCCCCCGAGCCUCCGUCCCCUCUUCCCUUCUGUUUGUUCUAUCGGCAGCGUGGGCGGAGUCGCCGACACGUCGUUUUUUUGUUUUUUUUGUUUGGUUGUUAUUAUUAUGUUGAAUCGUAACACAGAACUAAUGCAAAGUCGCCCCGUUUUCCGUCUUCUCUUCAGUUCUGCUCUGUAGGGAUGUGGACUCAUUAUUAUUAUUAUUAUUAUUAUUAUGUUUAGCCAGCACCCGCCCGGGUGAGCUCAGAUAGGCCCGAAAGGGUGCGAGUGCUCUCUCUCUCUCUCUCUCUCUCUCUCUCUCUCUCUCUCUCUCUCUCUCUCCUCACCGUAACACACACACACACACACACACACACACAUGUAGAACUGAAGAAGGAAAAUAAAAAUGAAUUUUUUAUGUCCCUUAA
This is a messenger RNA of Trichomycterus rosablanca, 1931 nucleotides long. It is a transcript of the gene csnk2a1, whose product is annotated as casein kinase 2, alpha 1 polypeptide. The record is from RefSeq and is a predicted model, not a curated record. Gene Ontology annotation, molecular function: protein serine/threonine kinase activity; ATP binding. The coding region runs from base 295 to 1479 and encodes 394 amino acids. The transcript has 15 exons. Gene Ontology annotation, cellular component: protein kinase CK2 complex; nucleus; cytosol. Gene Ontology annotation, biological process: peptidyl-threonine phosphorylation; peptidyl-serine phosphorylation; regulation of cell cycle. NCBI's taxonomy places the organism in Eukaryota, Metazoa, Chordata, Actinopteri, Siluriformes, Trichomycteridae.